This is a messenger RNA of Ixodes scapularis (black-legged tick), 2584 nucleotides long. RefSeq names its product syntenin-1. Bases 1420 to 2355 code for a protein of 311 amino acids. NCBI's taxonomy places the organism in Eukaryota, Metazoa, Arthropoda, Arachnida, Ixodida, Ixodidae. Gene Ontology annotation, molecular function: protein binding. The record is from RefSeq and is a predicted model, not a curated record. The transcript is spliced from 8 exons. Gene Ontology annotation, cellular component: cytoplasm; plasma membrane.
AAUUCGACACGGAUCCACGGGCCGCGUAUUUCCGCCAGGCAGAGGCCGGGAUGUACGUCCGCAUGGCCCUUCUAGCGAUGGUCCUCGGCCGCGUCUGAGAAGCGGCCGUCGCACACCUUCUUUUGGGCGUUGUGUUCGUCUAUUUGUUGUUAUGGUGCGACGUUUCUGUUUGCGCACCUCUCGCACACCUCACGUGUGUGGACAUUUGAAUUCGUCGAGCGUCGGGACACUUUUUUACUCUUUGGACACACUGCUACGCUCCCUUCUCUCGAAAUGAUCGGCCGUGGUUUGCGUUUCCUGUAUAUUGUAUGUUGUUUAGCGCGUAAUAUUGGCGGCACUGGGCACUCUUUACAUAGGUUUCGUGUACUGAAUUGGGGGUAGCAGUUUUAUUUGGUGCGUGUUAUACUUUGCAAUUGUUAGAUUGGUGGCACCGAUGCUGUGAAUUUUUCUCACCCGAACAUUUGUCGCCGCUAUGAUGAUUACAUUGCCUACUUUAUUGUGAUUGUUAAAUUGGGGUGGCAACGAUGCUGGGAUGAAUUUUCCUCGCCCGAACGUUUGUUGGCAACACGAUGACUGCACCUGCUAACAUUUUAUAGUUUUGUUUGCAGUGGGGUUUGUGUUGUUAAAAGCACAGCCUUUUCUCUGAGUGUUUAAGCGAGUUCAAUCUUGAAAAAUUUAGUCGUGGCUACAAGUUCACUCCAGGAGUUUAAAGUGGGCUAUAAUCAAGCACACAUAAAUAAUAGGUUUGCACUUUAUUAAACAGUAAACGUCUACUCUAGCCAGUUAUUUUUGGAGACAAAUUUACCAGGUGAUUCUACUGCUAGUAUGUUCUAUACAGAUCUGAGUCUACAUAAAUUAAUUAAAUGAUGAUUGCAAGUUUCCAUACAUUGAUUGAUAUUGAUUUAGAUGUGCCAUAUUAAUGAGAAUAAAAUGCCUUGUUUUUGUUGUUUUGUGUUUUUUAUUUUUUUAUUUUUUCUGUAAUCAGAUUCAGUGCCAUUUCCAUUCAGAAUUUGUUGCAGAUAUUUCUACGCAGGUGCUGGAAUAAAAUAUAUAUAUUUUUUGUAACGUCAAUAAAACAAUUGCAGAACGCAAAUUGUUUCAUGGCUUUUUUAUGUCUGACUUCCUUUACGUUAUAUUUUGUUCCGAAGACUGAUCGAUUCCAGUGCCAAGAAAUGGGUGCAGCUUCCGCCCUUUUGUUCCAACGCGUCACUCUUUAUUCCCGCGUAAAACCGGGAAGCGCGCGCUGCUUAUUACGUCAUCAUGACGUCUGUGCACGUGAUCGCACAUGUGACCGCCGCCGCAGAGGGGCUGAGGCUUGACUGUGUUGAUGCGUGAGUCAUUCCGUUUAAAAGCUGCAAUCUCUUCACCGGCCCUCUGGCUGCAUCUAGUUCAAGAAGCACCUGUGAUAAAGCUGAAAAAAUGAGCCUGUAUCCGACGCUGGAGGACAUGAAGGUGGAUCAUAUGAUUCAGGCGCAGACGAGGCCAAUGCCGUCGUCUGCUCCCCCGGGAGCCCCAGCGCCGUCUGCUCCCCUCCCGUAUGCCCUGUAUCCGUCUAGCGGUGCAGGUGAGGCACCAGGCAUGGGGGACAAGUUCCAGGCGCUCUACCCGACCCUGGACGACUACAUGGGUAUCUCCCUGUCACGUGACCUCCCGCCCGAAAUGGCUGCCCUGGCCGUGCGACCUCCGGCCCACGUAGCUGUACCGCAGACGGGUGCCAGUCGCCUGUCUACGAUGGUGGCCCCCGUCUCGGGCUCCUCGGUGGGGCUGAGGAGGGCCGAAGUGAGCCACGGGAUCCGGGAGGUCGUCCUCUGCAAGGACCAGGACAAGAAGGUUGGCCUGCGCCUCGAGUCUAUCAACAAGGGCAUCUUCGUGGUGUUGGUUCAAGCCAACAGCCCUGCUGCCAUGGUGGGCCUGCGAUUUGGGGAUCAAAUUCUGACCAUCGACGACGAAGUGGUCGCCGGUUACUCCGUGGACAAGGUUCACAACAUGAUCCGCAAGGCCAAUCCAGAAUGCAUCGUCAUGGCCGUCAGGGACAGGCCGUUUGAGCGCACGGUGACGAUGCACAAGUCCAGCACGGGCCAUAUCGGCUUCGCCUUCCGUGACGGCAAGAUCAUCUCGCUGGUCAAGGACUCGUCGGCCACGCGGAAUGGACUCCUCAUCGACCACCAGCUUCUUGAGGUGAAUGGGCAGAAUGUCGUUGGCAUCAAGGAUCCCGAGAUCACGCGCAUCAUCGAGAGCGCCGGCAACGUCAUCACUGUGACCGUGAUGCCAUCCUUUAUUUACGACCACAUGAUCAAACACACCUCGGGAAGCAUCCUGAAGAAGCUGAUGGACCACUCGGUUCCAGACAUAUAAGCCGCGCCUCUAUCCGAAGCGACGCCCCCCACACUUUGCUCCGCAGGCAGAAUUCCUAACUGACGCAGUGCCUGCUUUUACCUACCCUCCCUUCGCCGUUGUUACGCCGACAGCGCCCCGCGCGCCGGUUUUGUUGACAGGCUGUCCCCUGCUGAAGUGGAGCAGUAUGUAAAUUACGCUAUAUUAUACCACUGUACAUCGCUGUAUUAAACUGUGCUGUGCUUUUUUU